UCUUCGCAGCUGAGCAAAUAUUUCCAAAAACUGCGCUCUUCGGGCGUUCUCCGUGGCGCAACGCACCGCUUUCAGCGUGAUUCUGCUAUCCUCUUCUCUUCUCCAUGCGUCGUUUACCUAGUUUGGGCGCUGGGGACUGGGGACGUGCAUUCAACUUUUGGUCAUCUACGGCUUUGUGUAGUUAUGCCACUAUUUUUUCGGACGUGUCACACCUGAAUAGAAUUUUUCACUGAGUUGACAAGAGAACUUGUAAAUUUUAUCUAGAUAAGCAUGAGGCUUACACAGGUUUUGAACAAGCAUCUCUUAGGUCGGUGGUUCAAUGACAAGUGGAAAGGCAAAAAAGAUGUUACUAUCUCGAACGCGAAAUUACGCUCAAUCCUCGAAGCAAGCGGAAAGCAAGUAUAUGAUGCUGUAGAGCUGUUUGGUGUUGAAUGGAAAGCACGCCAGAUGAGCCCCGCACGAGCCCCGCAGAGCAGCGUGAAGACCCCGAAGUGGGAGUCGCAGCCCAGCCGCCGGUCCCGGCAGCACCUGGCGGACCCGCGCCCGGAGCAGCCGCAGCACGAGACGCCCGCCUACGUCUACACGGGCAGAAACCUCAUCAUGGGACUGCAGCAGGCUCAGGCCAUCACCAACACGAUCCGGGUCGGCGAAGGCUUACCAGAGCGCAUCGUGGCGCUGGAGGGGCUGGAGCGGCUGAAAAACCAGGACGAAAUGGUUGCAGAGGUCAUUAAGACGUCCCUCAUGUUCGACGCCACCCAGGAGAAGCUGGCCAAGAUGAUUGAUGUCACGCGCCUAGGCCUGCCACAGCCCGUGCAGUACGGCAUACCCGGGAGCAGAUCAAGGCUGUCGCUGCUCGCUGGCCUGCUGGGCCUCUGCGAGAGACUCGCCUCUCGUCUGGGUGGAUACCAAUCACGCAUGGUCCUCUACAAGCCAUUGCUGAGGGCCACCAACGUCACGGCGGACGGUCACCGGCUGGUGCUGGCCCGGCGGCAGGAGCUGGCGCUGCUGGCCGACCGGCCGCUGGCGCCGGUGGCGCCACCGCACGCCGUUGACGCCAGCCGGGCGGCGGCCGCGCCGGAGCUGGCGCCCGUCAGUCCGUUCGUCCACCUACACCAGCUCUGGCAGUACGACUGGGGCGACGUGGCGCCGGUGGCAGCCGACUGUCGCCACAGUCACGUGCACACGCUCUUCAUCGGCUGGAACGGACGACUGGAGAAGUACGUCAACGAUGACCAACUGGGGGCGCUGUCGCUCAUGUGCCUGUACGCGGCCGCGCUCAACAUGGCCCGGCAGCAGGCGGAGCCAAGCCGGCCAGUGGUGCUGCAGUGUGUGACCACCGACGGCCGACUGGUCAAGCCGGCCGUGCUGCAGCUCAACACGCUGGCGCUGCCCGAUCCGACCAGCGGAGAGGUCAGCACGCGCCACCAGCCGAAGAACAUGCUCUGGACCGAGCCGGCCGCCGCCCUCUACGACGUGUGCCGCUACGAGGCCGGCCGGCCCCGACUGGACGGCUACAACGCGGACGUGUUCCCCCGCUUGCUGGCACUGUACAUGAACGGUCUGAUCGCGCGCACCGUCCCCCAGCUCUAGUGAAUACAUGCGUUUAGUGAACAGAG
Messenger RNA from Pollicipes pollicipes, 1616 nucleotides. It is a transcript of the gene mRpL37, whose product is annotated as mitochondrial ribosomal protein L37. The record is from RefSeq and is a predicted model, not a curated record. Gene Ontology annotation, biological process: translation. Gene Ontology annotation, molecular function: structural constituent of ribosome. Gene Ontology annotation, cellular component: ribosome; mitochondrion. Bases 271 to 1590 code for a protein of 439 amino acids. NCBI's taxonomy places the organism in Eukaryota, Metazoa, Arthropoda, Thecostraca, Pollicipedomorpha, Pollicipedidae. The transcript is spliced from 9 exons.